Eriocheir sinensis (Chinese mitten crab) is the source of this 3524-nucleotide messenger RNA. RefSeq lists its product as uncharacterized. The transcript has 5 exons. Bases 166 to 2082 code for a protein of 638 amino acids. Lineage: Eukaryota; Metazoa; Arthropoda; Malacostraca; Decapoda; Varunidae. The record is from RefSeq and is a predicted model, not a curated record.
GUCUAGGUGGUCCGGACGCCCUAAAAAUCAAGGUAAAUCAACAGGAACAUCAGGAAGGUGACUCACUGUCAUACCUGUCCAUCUACCUGUAAUAAGGGACGGGCAGGUGAGGGGGAGACGGUCAACAGGUGAGGUCAGCCCCCGUACAUUGACAACAGGCUCAGGAUGUCAGGGCAGGAGAUGCCAAAGGAUGACCAUAAAGAAAAUCCUGCAGAGUCGUCACCCCCCACUAAGAAAAGCACCAUCCGCAACAUCUUCAAGAGCUUUCCGACACCCUCGAUAAAAAAUAUUAAAGGCUUCCACCAGGCGCAUGGGGCAAAAGGGUCUGCGGGAGGAACAAGUACGAGCAGAACUGAAGAAAGCAUACCAAGUGGAGGCUCGCGGACUGUAGGACUCUCUGAUGACAAACCUGACGCCGAAAGCAACUUAAAAAUGCUCAAGCGAGAAGAGGGAGGAGAAAAAGGAGGAGGUGAAUGUGCAGUAGACAGUCCACUUAACACUGAUAUUACCCCAACAUUACUUAACCAAGGAGGAGGAGAACAAGAAGGUGCAGCAGCCAGUCAGCAUAAAUUUGAUCGUGGCCCAACAUUGCCUAUCAAGAGAGGAGAAGAAGGAGAUGCAACAGCCAGUCAGCGUAACUUUGGUAGUAGCUCAACAAUAUCUAGUCAAGAAGAAAGAGAAGGUGCAGGAGCCAGUCAGCAUACCUUCGAUUGUAACUCAGAAUUGCUCAAUAGAGGAGAGGAGGAAGGAGAAAAAGGAAGAGGAGAUAGAGAAGGAGAAACAGCAGCCAGUCAACCAAACUCAGCCACCCAAGAGGAAAACGAUCUUCCACCAACCACUUUAAAAGACGACGAAAAACGAGACAAAACUUCAGAAACCAGAACUACUGAGGACACCCUUGUUGAGCCUGUCACCCACUCCUUCUCCUUCCGUCUGAGUGAGCCACCUAUCGACCCAGAGCCACAGCCAGACUCCAGCAGUGAAUCUCAUGCACUAACCACCUCCACCACCACACCGAGCCUAAACCAGACCCACCCGGCAGCCGGCAAGCCCAGGACCAAGAGCAAAAAGCAGAAGGGUCUUAGCAGCGCAAGAGAUGGCAAGGAUUCUGACUCCUCCGUGUGCUCAAGAAAAAGAUCGUCGAAGGGUAAAACGAAGAUUAAGUCAAAAUUCGCUCCUGGAAGUCUCGAGUACAUUGAGGAACGACUGCGCGGAAGGAUAUUCUCUGGGUGGGUGGAGGAGCGGCAGUGGGUGGAGAGUGUGGGCGGCUACAGGGAUGUGAUCGAGGUGGAUGAGUGGGAGGUGGAGAUGAACCAGCAGCUCCAGACCAUUAUCUCCAGCAUCCCAGGCGUGCAGGACGGGACCAGGUGGAUCAACAUAACACCACCCGACAAGAGCCCUUACUACCGCCUGUGGGUGCUGCUGGAGGCGCCGCCCACCCCCGGCCACUACUGGUACACCGUCACAGGCACCAGGGUACAGCCUCAAUUUGGCCUCAUGAUCUCGGUGAAGGAAAUCAGGAGCAUUCAUCCUUACGACGGCGAACUGGCCGAGGCGAGACGAAAACGGAUGAAGAAAAAGGCCAAGGGUGGAGCGCAGAGUGAGCUGGAGAGUGUGAGUGAGGUGCUGCAGGACUUUGCGGACCAGUUCACCAGCCUCAGACCUGCCACCAUCCUCUCCACCAUCACGUCUGCGAUAAGUCUCUCCAACAUCAAGGAAACUAUCAGAUUCAUCACCGUGCUGCUCAUGACCCUGGUGAUAGGCUUGGUGACAUUUCUCCGGGAGUCACAUGUGGUUGGCUUGCGGUUUGUCAGGGAGGCGGGAAUCUUCGUCCACAAUGCAACACCAUUUCUGCAGACCGUGUUGGGAUUUUUCGAGAAGAUUGUCGGUGGUCUUUACCUCCUGGUGGCAAUGGUGUACCGGGACUUCCGGCGCCCCAGUGUUCCCCCGCCCAGGUUUCCCCCACCUCCUCCACCUUCCCUCACCUCAAGUCCACCGAGACCCGCCACUGGACCUAGGGCAAUCCAGUAUGUCUCCCCUGAGCGCUGGGUCGUCAAAACACCGAACAAUGACUUUACAUAAUUUUAGAGAGUUUUAGAAUGUUUACAUAUGUGCUUGUGACCUCUUACCUGCAUGAUGCCCAUCCUCUGUUGGUGAGUGAAGGACGUGAUGCAAGCGAGAGGUCCUGCAGAGAAAGGAUGUGAGGAGUGUGUACAGCAGAAUGCAUGUGUCAAGAUUGCAUCUCCUUUUAAUGUGAGAGCUUGCCUUUAGACCUUUCACAGUAUAUUAGGUUUCGUGCAUCGAUAGUUAUGAUGUGUUACGGCCAGCAUCACACCCGGGAUGACAAUGCUUGAGUGAUGUGUGAAUGUGUAGUGUGUCCUGUUUUACCCGGUAAUCCUUCUCUUACUUUUCGUGAUGUUUUACAGUUUCUUUGCAGCUUUAAUCAACUCCUUCCCCUCCCUUUGUAGGAAGUUGGGCUUGCAAAGAUGAUAAUGUGAUAUUUAGCUUAUCUGACUCACAUACUUUAAAUGGGUGUAGCCUAGAACCCCAGCAUGUUCCAGAAACCUCUUUUAAAUUUUAGACACUGCUGCAUGACUCUUCGGGUCCUUGCUCUGGAUCUGUUGUUUUUUCUUGGGUUUACUGUCCUGGGAGCCAUCUGGUGCCUUUCAUGUUUUUCCUUCUCAUUUUAGACUCAUUUUUCUCCCAAAACUAUACAUCACCAUACUGUUCACACCAACUUGCUAACAAAAUAAUGCAUGUUGUGUUCUUAUUUUAUUCACACAGUUGAAAUUGUCUUCCGUCUUGAAGUGAGUGCAUAUCAUAUCCACCCUAAGUUCCUCUCCACUCACCACUUUGUGAUUGAACUAUACCUUCAGGGAAAUUUUGACACUGCCUUCAAGACUCAAUGCCUCCUUCUCAGCAGCAGGCAAGCUGGACCAAAUACUCACAGCACCCACGUAGUGACUUAGACGUCUCCGAGGACGAUGUGGAUGGGUUAAUUUAAGAGGGGCAUGCGAGGCGUGAGCCACAAGUUGCAGGGGGAGUGGAUGUAAAGUCGGCUUGUUGUAGUCACCACUUCACAUCCAUUCUAAGUCCCAUACACAUCUUCAUUACUUUUUACAUCUCAUCACGACACACACCACACUUUGGUGCUCCCAUUCAACUCUGCAUUCGCAUGAACAUAACUAUUGCUACUUAUAAGAGCUCAACUUUAUACACCUGCCUAACCAGAAACAACUCAUAUAUUUAAAUUUUCAUAUAACACAAGUCACAUUCAUUAUUGGCAAUGAUUUACUCGUGAGGUGACGGCCAAAUAUUUCUGCACUGGCUGAGGAAGGGAGCUUGUGGGUCACACCUCACAUGUCACAAGCAUGAGUGUAACGUGCUGCAUCAAGCAGUGUUUACUCACUGAGAUUAAUGAACUGUGCCUUGAAUCAGAACAAAAAGAGUAAUUACACUUAGUACUAGUCACUGAGGUUAUUAUCUUUGUAUAUGGUUAGGGAAUAAAAAGUAAUUUGACCCAA